Molecule: messenger RNA, 1637 nt
Organism: Carassius carassius (crucian carp)
Lineage: Eukaryota; Metazoa; Chordata; Actinopteri; Cypriniformes; Cyprinidae
Gene: myct1a
Product: myc target 1a
Exons: 2
Coding region: 300-992 (230 amino acids)
Cellular component (GO): nucleoplasm
Source: RefSeq, a predicted model, not a curated record
CUUUCCUCUCCAUCCCACAGGAACCCUGGUCUGCGUAGAUAAGGACAGCCUGCUGCUAAUUUUACGCAGGAAAGGCAGGAAAUGUGAAGUGAAGACUUUGCUUUUCCACAAACAACAGAGCAGCCACACCGGCCUUGGAGAAGAUCCUGUGUGCCACAGUGCUGAGCAGUCUGGGACUGAAAAAGAGACACAAACAGAGAGAAAGUGAGGGAGGAGGGUCACUGGAAUUGAGGAGUUGGUUAGACAGAGAGAGACACAAGAAAAAGUUAAAAGGAAGAGUGAAAGAACGAAAGAUUUGGAUGGGAGAGACUGUGUCCUCUCUUGUAUCUCCUGUAUCUCUGGAGGGAGCUAUGGCGGAUAACAGCACUCAUCUUAUUGUGGAGAUACUGGAGUUCUUCGCAUUGAGGGAUGUGAUUCUGGCCUUCUGUCUUUCUAUGGUUGUUGGUCUUCUGCUGGGUGCUCUGGUCUAUAUGAUCUUGACCUGGAUGUCUCGUCGACGAGCUUCAGCCACCAUCACUCGCGUACCCAUCUACCAGUCCCGCUCCACCACCCGUUCAUCAUCGCCACGCUCUCGGCCAGGCUACAGUCGAUACAGCAGUGGCUAUGACCGACGCAGCAACAACAGUCUGGCCAGCGCUGCCUUCUCCCUCCAUCGGCAAACCUCAUCCUCACCGAUAGACUAUGGUGACUCACCGGGCCGCAAAUCGAGCUUCCGGGCCUCUACUUUUCAUCCUCUUCUUCAGUGUAGCCAGAUAGCUCGUGAGGCAGAAGAGGGUGCCCAGGGCAGCCUGCCACGGACCCCCACUCUCACUACCAGCCCUGGGGCAAGUGGUUCCACCAGCACUGUCAGUUCCAUGGUCACUCCACCCCGGGCCAGAACCAGGCCAGAUUCCUUCUGGGGCAACAACAAUCUAAGGGGCUUUCAUGCAGGCCAGACUCCACCACCUGCCUAUGAGAGCAUCAUACGAGCUUAUCAGGAGACAACCACGUGAAGGAAGAGGAGAUGCUACAGUGAUGGAGGAAGAUAAAUGUAUUAAUAGACUUGGACUAUACAAUUGGACACUUGAAAGCAAUAUUGAUGUCGUACAUCUUAAGACAUGGCCAGUUUUUCCACUGAACUAAAAGUUAUGUUCUUCUCACUAAGAAAAGAAAAGGUUUUUCUAAGAACUGUUCCAUGAAAGGAUCUUUGGGGAACCAAAUAUAACCAAAGUAAUUAUUUAAUGGCAUCAUUGUGAAAAUAUGUUUUUGAAUCUUUAUUUUGUGCGAGGUCAAUCAAAAAUACAGAGAAUGUUUUAAAGAGAGAGUGAGAUGAAUUUUUGGUUUCUACAGGUCUGCUUUAUUGAUUAGUAAAGACAAAAGACCUAUAUUUUUGCAAGGAGAGAAUAUGUCUGUAAGAGAGAAGUGAGAGAGAAAGAUGAGAAAACAUGAUAAACAGAGAGAGAAAGUAAGAAAUACUGAAGGUUGAAAUAAGCAUGGGGACAAAUCUAAGAGCAUUACUGAUCAGUGAUCUCUAUUGCAAACAAUAAUUUAAAUAAUUUAGAAUCAAGCUCAAUAGAUUAUGUAUUUAUUGGUUUGAUUUCUGUGAACUUUGUGAUCUUUUAAAGUCAUUGUAAGUAUUUCUCAGUUCAACUGUACUC